Messenger RNA from Melanotaenia boesemani (Boeseman's rainbowfish), 6626 nucleotides. RefSeq names its product 1-phosphatidylinositol 4,5-bisphosphate phosphodiesterase gamma-1-like. The coding region runs from base 1012 to 4938 and encodes 1308 amino acids. The record is from RefSeq and is a predicted model, not a curated record. NCBI's taxonomy places the organism in Eukaryota, Metazoa, Chordata, Actinopteri, Atheriniformes, Melanotaeniidae. Gene Ontology annotation, biological process: phosphatidylinositol-mediated signaling; phospholipid catabolic process; positive regulation of epithelial cell migration. The transcript has 32 exons. Gene Ontology annotation, molecular function: protein binding; phosphatidylinositol-4,5-bisphosphate phospholipase C activity; calcium ion binding.
UCUGGAUUUCCCUCAUACGAGUCUCCCCUCAUCCUCCCUCUGAAAAAAGUCAGAUCAAGCUUUUCCGGUCUGCUAGCCCUACUUUCCUUUCAGAUCUGUGGUGUUGGAGCUGAGGGGACUCGCAGGCACAGACGAGGAGCGGCGAGGAGGAACCGGAGCUGUUAAACCACGUACGCCUCUGCACGGUCACUCCAAACGGCUAGCGUGUCCUGUCGGUGGUGUUAUGUGCUCGGAGAGGAGGUACAGUUAGGGAGGAGGGAGCGGAAUGCUUCGGUGGAUGGCACCGCACACGGUUUUCGCCGCGACUGCUAUGUGCUCUUCCAUCCACGCGUCUCCGCGUCUCCGUGAAGCCGCCACGCGCCUCCCGGAGCUGCAUGUCCUACUCUCCGCCGGCCUGCUGUUCCCACCUCCGGUGUCCGGCUACUCAUUACAUAACUCCGCGUGUUUGUCGCUCGCACUGACUUUAUUCUCCCGCAGCCAAAAGAAGGACAUCGCGUUUACCGCCCCAGAAGCCGCAAGCGGCAACAGGCGACGACGCGGCGGCGGCAGCGGUCAAAGCAGGAUUUAAAGCUGGACUGCGCUGCCUUGUGCUGUCGUGGACUGGAGGAGUAGUAGGAAUAGCAUACAGGGUGGAAACCUGAGUCCAGCGGUGAUGAGAACUCACCCGAGUGGAUUUCACUGGUGUGCUGCCAGAAGCAUCUGGAAAGGAUAACACAGGGAUACGCUCCCCCUCCAGAGGACCAGAGCAUAAUUCACAUCUCAGACAUUUCAGCGUUUCAGCUCUGCGGCUGCUGAGGGAUGUCUUUUAGCUUGUGGCUUAUGGUGAACUUAUUUUAAUUACACUGGCUACCCUGAGUGGCACAGUUUGGGCUUAAAACCAGACCUCCUUCUGGCAGCAGAGGGUUUGGACCUGUUGGAUGACUGUGCGCCUCGAUGCACUGAUUCCAUCCUGCUCAGGAAACCCGAACACAUUUAUAACCGUGCAAAAUUCCUUGUAGCUAUGCAGUGAAGAUGUGUGCAGCCAGGUUCAGUGGCUGCCUUAAUGGCUCUGCCGAGGAGGCCGCCUCUGGCGCCACUGGUCCGGUCGUGACCUCCAGGAUGCUGGACUGGACUGAGGCCGGUCCCCGCAUCCUCCACAGCCUGGAGAUGGGCACGGUGAUGACCAUCUUCUAUCAGAAGAAGUCCCAGCGGCCCGAGAGGAGGACUUUUCAAAUAAAGCAGGACACCAGGCAGAUAGUGUGGAGCCGAAACCCCGACAAAAUAGAAGGAGAAAUUGACAUACGGGAGAUCCGAGAGCUGCGUUUGGGGAAGGGUUCCCGUGACUUCGAGCGCUACCCGGAGGAGGCUCGCAAACUGGACUCCGCCCACUGCUUUAUCGUGCUCUACGGGCUGGAGUUCCGCCUCCGGACCCUCAGUGUGGCAGCCUUCAGUGAGGAGGAAGUCAACAUGUGGAUCAGUGGACUCAACUGGCUGAUGAUGGACACCCAGAGAGCUCCGGCACCACAGCAGAUCGACAGGUGGCUGAGGAAACAGUUUGAAGUUAUGGACAGGAACCAUGAGGGCAGCAUCACAGUGAAGGAUGUUAAAGCUCUGCUGCCUCAGGUCAACUACCGAGUCCCCAACAUGCGCUUUCUUAAAGACAAGCUACAGGAGGUGGAGGCCAGGAGUAAACUAUCGUACCCAAACUUUGCACAGCUUUACAGAACACUGAUGUUUGAUGCUCAGAGGAAUAUUAUUGAGCAGCUGGAGCUCUCCUUUCCCCUUCGAAAUGUUGACCGGCCGGAGCUUUGUCAGAUCUCCCUCUAUGACUUCCAGAAGUUUUUACAGAUGGACCAGAAGGAGUCCUGGGCGUCGGAUCUGAGCCGUGUCAGAGAUUUUCUCAUGGGCUACAUGAGGGGAGGGGCGCAGCCUGAGCCCAUGCUACAACUGGAUGAGUUUCUGACCUUCCUAUUCUCAAAAGAGAACUCAGUGUGUGACCCCCGACUUUCUCCUGUCGUUCCCGAUGACAUGAAAAGGCCGCUGUCUCAAUACUGGAUCUCCUCAUCACACAAUACCUACCUGACAGGUGACCAGUUUUCCAGUGAAUCAUCUCUAGAAGCCUACGCUCGCUGCCUGAGGAUGGGCUGCCGCUGUAUUGAACUGGACUGCUGGGAUGGACCUGAUGACCUGCCAAUCAUCUACCACGGCCACACUUUAACCUCAAAGAUCAAAUUCCUGGACGUCCUGCACACCAUCAAGGAGCAUGCCUUCGUAACAUCAGAGUAUCCUGUCAUAUUGUCCAUCGAGGACCACUGCAGUGUGGUCCAACAGAGGAACAUGGCCACACACUUUAAGAAGGUGUUUGGAGAUCUGCUGCUCACCAAGCCAGUCGACAACAAUGCAGACGAGCUUCCUUCACCCUACCAGCUCCGGAGGAAGAUCCUCAUCAAGCACAAAAAGCUGGUGGAAGGAACUCUGUAUGAAGAGGUGACGUCAGCCAGCUACUCUGAAAACGACAUCAGCAACUCCCUGAAGAACGGCUUCCUUUAUCUGGAGGACCCCAUCGACCAUACAUGGACACCACACUAUUUUGUCCUGACCAGUAAUAAGAUUUACUACUCAGAGGAGACAUCAAGCUACCAGACAGCUGAUGAAGAGGAAGAUGAUGAAGGAAAGGAGGAAUGCAACAACAACGAGCAGCACUGUGCAGAGCGCUGGUUCCACGGGAAGCUGGGCGCAGGUCGCGACGGUCGGCAGGUGGCUGAGAAACUCCUGCAGGAGUACUGCGAGGGUGGCGGCAAAGACGGGACCUUCCUGGUGCGAGAGAGUGAGACGUUUGUUGGAGACUACACCCUCUCCUUCUGGCGGUCUGGUCGAGUCCAACACUGCAGGAUCCACUCCCGUCAGGAGUGUGGUUCCCCCCUCUUCUACCUGACAGACAACCUGGUGUUCGACAGCCUUUACCACCUCAUCUGCCACUACAGAGACACGCCGCUGCGCUGCAACGAGUUCGAGAUGAGGCUGGGCAGCCCAGUGCCGAAGCCCAACGCCCACGAGAGCAAAGAGUGGUAUCACUCCAGUCUGUCGCGUGUUCAGGCUGAACACAUGUUGAUGCGUGUGCCCAGAGACGGAGCUUUCUUGGUACGAAAACGCAGCGAACACAACUCCUACGCCAUCUCCUUCAGAGCGGAGGGUAAGAUCAAACAUUGCCGCAUCCAGCAGGAGGGUCGCCUCUUCAUGUUGGGGAGCUCGGCAGAGUUUGAGAGCCUCGUAGAUCUGGUGAGCUACUACGAGAAACAUCCUUUGUACCGCAAGAUGAGGCUCCGCUACCCCAUCAACGAAGACACUCUGGACCGGAUGGGCACCACAGAGCUUGACUACGGUGCCCUGUAUGAAGUUCGCACUCCUCAUUUCUACGUGGAGGCCAAUAAGAUGCCCACGGCACGGUGUGUGGUCAAAGCUCUGUACGACUACAGAGCCCAGAGAGAAGACGAGCUGUGUUUCCCAAAGCAAGCGCUCAUCCUCAAUGUGGACAAGCAGGAGGGCGGCUGGUGGCGAGGCGACUACGGAGGAAAGAAGCAGCUGUGGUUCCCUGCAAACUACGUGGAGGAGAUGCCCACGUCUCCCACCAGAGAGCUGGAUGAAGUGUCAACAGAGAACAGUCCUUUGGGAACUUUCCUCAAAGGCUUUAUUGACGUCCCCACCUGCCAUGUUGUGGUGCAUAAAGACGGAAAAAAUUCCCGGCCUUUCGUCUUCACAAUCCACUCCCAGCAUCUUCCCUCCCAUCCAGUCCAGACUCUGGAUGUGGCGGCCGACAGUCUGGAGGAUCUCACCGGCUGGGUCAGCAAAAUCAGAGAGGCUGCACAGAACGCCGAUGCACGGAUGCAGGAGGAGAAACAGAUGGAGAGGAGGAAGAAGAUUGCAGUAGAGCUGUCGGAGCUGGUGGUUUACUGCAGACCCGUCCCCUUCAACGAGGACAAGAUCGGGACAGAACGUGCGUGUUACCGGGACAUGUCCUCCUUCCCUGAGACGAAGGCAGAGAAGUUUGCGACUCGUGGUCGAGGGAAGCGCUUCCUGCAGUACAACCGCCACCAGCUGUCCAGAGUUUAUCCCAGAGGACAGAGACUGGACUCGUCCAACUAUGACCCGCUGCCCAUGUGGCUCUGUGGCUCCCAGCUGGUUGCACUCAAUUUCCAGACCCCAGACAAACCCAUGCAGCUGAACCAGGCCCUGUUCCUGCUUGGAGGUGGCUCUGGCUUCGUUCCUCAGCCUGACAUCAUGAGGGACGAUGCCUUCGACCCCUUUGAUAAGGACACACUGCACGUGGAGCCAAUCACCAUCCAGCUACAAGUACUGGGAGCUCGCCAUUUGCCAAAGAACGGCCGCAGCAUCGUCUGUCCCUUCGUGGAGGUGGAAAUCUGUGGAGCAGAUUACGACAGCUGCAAGUGUAAGACGGACGUUGUAGCUGAUAACGGUCUGAAUCCUGUGUGGGUGCAGAAGCAGUUUGUGUUUGACAUCCACAACCCCACCUUCCCCUUCCUGCGCUUCACUGUCUACGAGGAGGACAUCUUCAGCGACCCUAACUUCCUGGCCCAGGCGACGUAUCCGGUCCGUCUGCUGCGAACAGGCUACAGGAGUGUACCUCUGAAGAACAGCUACAGUGAGGAGCUGGAGUUGGCAGCACUUCUGGUUCAUAUAGAGAUCGUCAAUGCAAAGGAGGAGGAUGACGAGAACUUGUACACGUCCAUCCAGCGGCUGCGGGACCGAACCAGCGAGCUGUCCACCCAGGUUUCUCUCCUGGAGAGGUCGGGUUCUGCAGACCUGCGCUACCAGCAGAGUCUGGAGGAGCUCCGAGCAGCUCAGGACCAGCUGAGCGAGCUGGUGGAGGCUCGAAACCGCAGGCUGAUGAAGAAGAGGAGGGAGAAGCUGCGGCAGCAGGUAGCGGCAAAGCGCAGUUAAUCACCUCGUCCACCAGUGGGCGCUAAUCUGAAACACAAAGAGUGCCUAACAUGCUGUGCAGGGAUGGCUGCGACGUGCAAUCUGACAUUUAAACCGUAAGGGGAGACAAAAAAAUCUUCCUUUAGGUUAAAAAAAACAACAAAUGGAAGCAUCUCAUGGACUAAUAACACUAAACUAAGCUAUAACAACAAUCAGGACUGAAGGCUGAAACACAUGAAGAGCAAACUAGAGAGGAUACUGCUGAUGUUUCCAUGGUAACAAUACAGACAACUCACUGUAAGUGUAAAUGUCAUUACACUUUGUACUACUACGAGUUUUGAGACUAUAAAAAAGUUUGCAAACAGAUUUUGUCAGACAUAUGUGGGCCAAACUACUAAAGUUGUUACUCCAGCCAUGUUUAGUUGGUCACUAUUUUUUUUUUUUUUUUUUAGCAGGAAAUUGGAAAACAAACCUGCCUGUGAUUUAUCUGUCUCAUAAUAAAAUGAGCUCUUUAAAAGCUGCUCUUACUGUGUUUCAGACUUUAGGAAGAAAAACUGGAUAAAAAAGGGAGAGAAAAACUCAGGUUACACAAAUGUUAAGGAUGAGAAACAGAAAAGGUCCUGUCUGGAUGGGCAAAGGGAGCUGUGGGCACGUGUAGCAAAAGGGAAAUAUCCUGUUUGUGCCUUCGUGGUCGGGUUGUGUAAACUUAGUUACUCCUCAGCAACUGGAAAAGUUUCCCUUUCAGGGAAAACUGUUAUAACUAGAGGAGGAAUGCACUCGUUUGGCUCACACCACUACAUAAGGGAUUUAAAGACUGAAGUCUGCUCCUUCUCCUCAAGCCCAAGUCUUUCCUUUGGGGUGAUGAUGUGAAGUCUUCCCCCAGGUGUCGGGGUCUUUUGUCACUUAACUUCCUGUUCUGCCUGGGAGAGCACAAACUGUGCCAACAAAAAAACACGAGAAGGUCUUUUAACACUUCUUUUAAGGGCUCUUGAUUAAUCCAUGCUACCUUCAGAGAGGCACAAGAACUGGGGAGGAGACCAAUGAACCCCCUGGAUGUCCCCUGUGCAGGGGUUCAGGUGUGUUCACUUGCCAGACACACACGACACAUAAGGGCUAUGACAGAAAACUAACGGAGCACUCUUUUCUACCUGCUGGCUUGGAAUGCCUCUCAUCUGAACCAUGUGACCAGAAUCAGUUUCCAUUAUCUGUCUCAAAUUAGCAGGUGUGGCUCUACUGGUCCUGAAUCUGCCAAAACCAGGUGUGAUUUCCCCCCUUGCAUGGCUUCAUGUCUAAUCCCACCCACCCUCCUGUAGCUACACCCCCCUGUAUUAUUUCUUAUCAUGUAUAUAACUUCUUUUAUUUAUCAGGCAGGUGUUGGUCUUAUUUUAGUAGAUGACAGAACUCAUUAAUAGAAUGAUGACUGUCUCAGACUGAAGAUACUGUAAUUUUACUUAGGAAUUAAUAUUGUGUACCUGGAGCUCCCUUUAAAUGUCCCCAUAGACACAAACCUCUCUUUCUCCCUACAGAACACUGUACGCUGCACCGUGUAGGGACUUCUAUGCAAAGGUCACCACGGCCUACAGAUGUUGUGUAUUAGCUGAUUUGAUUCAAGUUGUGUUUUCUCCCUAUACCUAUGCUAACUGUCCAGUAUUAUUACUCUGUAUUACAAAUCCUGUGCAAGGUUCCAGUUAAUAAAGCUAUUUCAUGUA